Messenger RNA from Talpa occidentalis (Iberian mole), 291 nucleotides. Its product is annotated as NKG2-A/NKG2-B type II integral membrane protein-like. Gene Ontology annotation, biological process: positive regulation of natural killer cell mediated cytotoxicity; stimulatory C-type lectin receptor signaling pathway. Lineage: Eukaryota; Metazoa; Chordata; Mammalia; Eulipotyphla; Talpidae. The record is from RefSeq and is a predicted model, not a curated record.
AUGAACCAGCAAAGAGUCACCUAUGCAGAGCUGAAGCUGGCAAAGGUCUCAAAAAGGCCGCAAGUGAAACCUAAAGAGAGUAAAAGCUCCACUACUGGAACGGAGCAGGGAGUAACCUACGCAGAAUUAAGUCUUCACAAUGCUCGGGAUCCUCAGGAGAAUGGCAAGUCCUGUCACCUCAAAGGCUUAUCAGCACCUCCAGAGAAGUGCAUUGCUGGCAUCUUGGGAUUCAUCUGCCUUGUCUUGAUAAGCAUUAUUGUGCCAGUGUGGAUUAAAUUUACCCGUGGGUAA